AUGCGUGGGCGAAAUGAUGCAAUAUUAAAAUUUCCCUUCAAUUAUAAAGUUACAUUUUGUUUGUAUGAUCAAACUCCUAACCAAAGACAUAUUAUCGAUUCUUUUCGGCCAGAUAUUCGAUCAAGUAGUUUCCAGAGACCACGAUCAGAAAUGAAUAUUGCUAGUGGUAUACCUAAAUUCUUUCCAUUGUCAAUGAUUCAACAAGAAGGUAAUCCAUAUGUUCGAGAUGAUACAAUGUUUAUUAAAGUCAUGAUUGAUUUUGGCGGCAUGCCGAAAACAUUAUUGCCAUAUGCAUUGAGUCUCAAUCCUGGAUUACCAACAAAUGUUCAACAAUACAUAAUCAAACAAGAAAUAGAAAGAAGGGCUCAACCGCAAACUUUAGAGCAACACUUAACAACAAACCAAUAA
Rotaria sp. Silwood1 is the source of this 408-nucleotide messenger RNA. Lineage: Eukaryota; Metazoa; Rotifera; Eurotatoria; Philodinida; Philodinidae. The record is from the annotation of a GenBank genome assembly.